AUGUCUCGUCCUACCGUCGGUAUCUUGAGCGCUGAUGGCGCCAGCAGCGGAGAGACCCUCCCUCUCCCAGCUGUCUUCAGCUCCCCAAUCCGUCCCGAUAUUGUCCAAUUCGUCCACACCGGAAUGGCCAAGAACAAGAGACAGCCGUACGCCGUGAGCGAAAAGGCCGGUGAACAGACCUCUGCUGAGUCCUGGGGUACAGGCCGUGCUGUCGCCCGUAUUCCUCGUGUCUCCGGUGGUGGUACUCACAGAGCCGGUCAAGCUGCCUUUGGUAACCAGUGUCGAUCUGGUCGCAUGUUCGCACCCACCAAGGUCUGGAGAAAGUGGCAUCAGAAGAUCAACCUAGGUCAAAAGCGAUUCGCAGCUGCCUCCGCCAUCGCUGCCAGCUCCGUCCCAGCUCUCCUCCUCGCCCGUGGCCACCGCAUCUCCACCGUCCCCGAGGUCCCUCUCGUUGUCUCCAGCAAGGCUUUUGAAGGCGCCGCUCUCGUCAAGACCUCGGCCGCCGUUGCUCUGUUGAAGGCUGUCGGUGCCGGCCCGGACGUCGUCAAGGUCCAGAAGUCCCGCAAACUGCGCGCCGGAAAGGGUAAGCUGCGAAACCGCCGCCACCGCCAACGCCGCGGUCCUCUGGUCGUCUACAACCCCGAGAAGGACGGACGUGAGCUGGUUCGCGCUUUCCGCAACAUCCCCGGUGUCGAGACCUCCCCCGUCACCGCCCUGAACCUCCUCCAGCUCGCCCCGGGUGGUCACUUGGGCCGCUUCAUCAUCUGGACCUCGUCUGCCUUUUCGGCCUUGGACACCAUCUUCCCCGGCACCAAGUCCAACCUCGUCAGCAACGCCGACAUCACCCGCCUGAUCAACAGCUCUGAAGUGCAGGCCGUCGUCAAGGAGCCCAAGGGUUACGCCACCACCAAGAGAUCUUCCGUCCAGAAGAAGAACCCUCUCCGCAACAGACAGGUUCUCCUCCGCCUCAACCCGUACGCCAGUCAAUUCAGCAAGGAAAAGCUUGGCCAAAAGGGACUGGGCAACCAGGCUAAGCCUGAGCGUAUCAGCAGCCAGGCUCUGGAAGUCUUGCACGAGAACUAG
Messenger RNA from Exophiala spinifera, 1083 nucleotides. RefSeq lists its product as uncharacterized. Gene Ontology annotation, molecular function: RNA binding; structural constituent of ribosome. The coding region runs from base 1 to 1083 and encodes 360 amino acids. NCBI's taxonomy places the organism in Eukaryota, Fungi, Ascomycota, Eurotiomycetes, Chaetothyriales, Herpotrichiellaceae. Gene Ontology annotation, biological process: translation. Gene Ontology annotation, cellular component: cytosolic large ribosomal subunit; ribosome. The record is from RefSeq and is a predicted model, not a curated record. The transcript has 4 exons.